AUGUUCUACGCCUGCCUAGCUGUCCUAAUCCUCUUCGGAAUCAUGUGCUUCUGUGUCACCAUCGCCAUCAUCGAUCUCGAGGCCUACAACUUCGGGCUCUACAUUGUCUUGUUGUGUAUUGUGGGUAAGGUGCUCUUAUGUUGUUGUAGAUGGUAUGGCUUUAGGUAACAAGAAUUAUAUGUUAGUGUAAAGAGGCUAAGGUUAAAUUAAGAAGCGGAAGAGAUCCCAGAAGUAACACUUAGAAAGGAGAUUAAGUUUUUUAACAGAUUUACAACUAUUUUUAAAGAUGAUGACAUUGCUUUAGGUACGAUGCUGGCUUGUGCCUUAUGUAUAGCAAAUCCGAAUGCCUGCCCCAAUCCUGUUUGGUACUCAAACUUUUGUCUAAUGUUACAAGUAAGAACAUUAUGUGUAAACAUAAGAAUACUGACGUACAGUAAAGUAAUAUUGCAAAGUAAAAUUUAUUUUUUUUUAAUUCAAAAAUUUUGAAAAUUUGAAAAAACUCUUUCAUAUGACCCUUGAUGUAUAUACUUUUCAUUCGUAGUUCAGACGAAAACCUUGAAUUUUUGUCCACGAAAAAUCUCUCAUAAUUUUGCGCGUUCUCUAGUUUUUCUCUAAUGCCGACGACAAUCAGACAAAAAGAGGGAACAUACAAAAUUAUGAGAGCUUUUUUCGUGGACAAGAAUUCAAGGUUUUCGUCUGAACUACGAAUGAAAAGUAUAUAAAUCAAGGGUUAUAUUAUUGUAAUAUACCUUAAAUUGAGUAUAUUUGGCCAAGCUCUGAUCAUUGAUACAAUCAUUUCAGGAAAUGUAUCCAGCCCCAGACGGUACCUCUAGUCCCAAAAUGACAGGUCUGAGGUCACGAAUGAUGGCAAUGCAGACAGCCAGUGCUACACAUCAUAGUACGACCGGCGAUGACGGCAAACUUCCUCUCAGGCAAGGCUUUUCACUUUUAACAGCUCUUAUAUUAUCAUUGCUAACAUUAUCAUAGUUCCUUUCAUUUAUCCAGUAUCAAACUAGUGCCUAGAUAAGUAUUAUAAUACCCAAAAAUAUGUUUUUCCAACAGCGAAAUGAGCACAACAGAGUGUUUACGACUAUAUUGUUUACAAAGUUUGCCCAAUUUCCUCAAAAAUAGAGAAUACUUUGAAUAAGAUACUUAGUACUUUUAUAGCUAUCUCAUAUUCUUUUCCUUGUUUGUUUUUAAAAUUCAAAGACUUUUGACACUGUGCAGAACAAUUCGGAGGAACUCUUCCUCCAGUAGCUUCCAAAUGCCUUCCGGCUGUCAAUAGUAACAUGAGAAUACAAUAUCACUCAUUAUCAUAGCGGAUAGUCAUUAUUUAUAUAGAUGUAUUUGUCCUUAUUAAACAAGGAGCCAAUUGCUUGUCAUCAUUUAUAUAAAUGCCAUAUCAAUAACAGCUUCUGUCUCACAUACUUCUAUGACUAAAACAAUGUCAUCAUCCUAAGGCUACCUUAACACAACCCAUUACCUAGUCUUAAACUAUAAUUUUCUUUCCAAAAUUACAAUGUUACAGGAAUGAGUCACGAGCUACUGUAGCCAUGUUGGCACCAGCUGUACAUAUCAUGCAUCAGGUAUGGAAAGGAAUGGCAUGGGUGGCAGAUGGCAUUGACGAGGAGGAAGAAGACCCUACACGAAGCUACGACAACUUGGAAGUCGGACAAUCGAGUGAUUCCGAUGCCAUCACGAUGAAGAGGCUGUCUACUGUAAUCGAGCACGAUCCGGUAAGACAAUAUUGUUAUACAUGUAUGAUUAUAUAUUGUUGAACAAUAUAUGAUUGUAUAUUGUUAUUUGUACAAUAUAUGAAUGUGUAUAUACGACAAAGUAAUAUAGUAAUAUAAACAGUAAUUUGACUACAUUUCAGGAAGGCAGUGACUUCGCUUCGUGUCACGACGUCAUGGUAUGA
Molecule: messenger RNA, 1918 nt
Organism: Bursaphelenchus okinawaensis
Lineage: Eukaryota; Metazoa; Nematoda; Chromadorea; Rhabditida; Aphelenchoididae
Source: the annotation of a GenBank genome assembly